Messenger RNA from Aphanomyces invadans, 1405 nucleotides. RefSeq lists its product as hypothetical. The transcript is spliced from 2 exons. The record is from RefSeq and is a predicted model, not a curated record. Bases 87 to 1151 code for a protein of 354 amino acids. Lineage: Eukaryota; Oomycota; Saprolegniomycetes; Saprolegniales; Verrucalvaceae.
GCACGGGCGCGAUCUCAUCCCGCUGGCUUCGUGGGAAGAGCUCGAGACCGGGCAUCGUUGCGGGACAUCUCCAAGCUCCAAGUAGUAUGCGUGACAUGACAGCUUUGUCGGACGACCUGUCGUCGGCGAUUUGCUUUGUGAUGUAUGGGAUGGGGUCGUUUUGGAUCCUGACCGCGUGGUCGACGGUGCUGAAGACGUUGUACACAUUGGACGACGAGUGCAGCAGCCACGUUCCCGCGAAUGCGGUGGAUGGUCGCGAUGCAUGCACCUUAUGGCCAGUCGAAGCAGACGACGACUGCUCCACAGACUUGCCGAAUGGCGAUGGAGCCCACGACGACACCGAACCGCCGCACGUUCCAUAUUUGUCCCUCAUGCCCAAACACACGACACUCCAGGAACACCACGCACUACCCUCGUCUAGUCCAGUGUACACGUGCGUAUGCCAGCUGCCUGUGGCCAUUCCGGUGUCCCCGAACAGCUGCGGCAACGCGAGAGCCACAGCAACAUCAUAUCCCAACGCCAAGACCAUCCGAUGUGAACCGCUCGUUGAUGAGCACAUGGAAUGGUACCAGCCCAGCAACGCGACCUUGCUAACGAGAGCAGCUACAUUGUACGAUACGGAGGAUUCUCGAGACAUAUCUAGAUGCCGAAGUGCAUCGUGUCCAGUGACCAGGCGUCGGCGCCCUGCAUGCACGCUGUCCUCUGCUCGCAGUGAGAACCCCCCACUGAAACCUGUCGCUUCUCCAAAACCAGCGAAACCAGCGCCACCCAUCGUGCUGGUCGCGUUGACGGCUCAAGUCGACACCAGCGAGCGACGCGAAAAGAGUUUACACCGUGCAACAUUUCAAGUGGGUUUGCCUUUAACGUCUCUGGCGCUCGGCGACGUGUACAGCAUCCGCGUCGAGUUAAGUUGCCCAGACAAUGAGCAGAGCCACCCACUGCCGUCCGUCAUGUGGUGCUUUACGAGCACGGUGGCAGAAAUGAACAAGACUCGACAACGCAUGCAACACGAAGUACAUGAGGGCGACGCCUCGUGCUUGACCCUGGAGAUCGAAUCAAGGGAAGAUAUGCAGCGCUUCCUCGACACCGUCGUCAUGCUUCCUCGGCUGGCCGACGCUCCUAGCCUUCGCAAGUUUUGCCAAAUGUGGUGACAGCAGUGACCAUCCACGUUUGCUGGAGAGAAAACGCCACCCACUGGGCCAUCCUUGCCUCACGAGAUUCCUAAAGUCCGUGGCGGGGGGCCAAGACCGUGUCAGCGGCGGCACCGUCGCGAAUGUGCCAUCCAAGCAACUCCAGCGUGUUCCAAAGUACGUAGCUUUUUAACACAAAAAAUCCACCACGACGCCUGUUGCGGUCGGUGACGUGUGGCUGAGCAUACGCGACGGUCGUGCCACUGGCAAAGGUA